Molecule: messenger RNA, 1574 nt
Organism: Colletotrichum phormii
Lineage: Eukaryota; Fungi; Ascomycota; Sordariomycetes; Glomerellales; Glomerellaceae
Exons: 7
Coding region: 23-1243 (406 amino acids)
Biological process (GO): mRNA splicing, via spliceosome
Cellular component (GO): cytoplasmic stress granule
Molecular function (GO): mRNA binding
Source: RefSeq, a predicted model, not a curated record
CUUCGAGGAGUAUACAGAAGCUAUGGCGUCUACAAAUGAUUCCAUGGUCUCCAUCGACCGGAUUUAUCUGGACACCCUCAUCAGAAGGGCUCAAUUAAACGCCGACAAUGAUCCUAACUCGAGUUACCUCACCGUUACGAUUACCCGCGCCGAGCAUGACAUCCUUGUGAAAAAGGCCCGAGAAUUCGCAAACUUGCGUCGCAACCUCAUGCGAGGUGGUGUAACGGAAGCUACCCUUGCUGUAUUGACCUGUGACGAGUCCAACUAUCAAGAGGAUAAUGUUGGAGAGCAGACCACUUCACCAUCCGAGGCUCCUCAGAACGAGACUCAACGCCCAGUCAGCCAGCCACGCGUGAAGGCGGCCACGGCUACGCGGGGAAACCAAAUCUCAAGCCGACCUACGAUUCAGCAACCCGUCAAGCAUGAGUGGGCUGAGGAGGAGCCUGUCACCCUCGAUGAAUCUGAGGCGACGAUUUCUCCCGUUGAUCCUGAGCCUAAGCCUGAACAUGGGUUUGGGAAUCAAAAUGAUGCCCAGUUGCCCAUGCGGCCUCAGUUCGAGCGCUUGGCCACCAGGACCAUCUUCAUCUCGAACCUCGCCGAAGGCACAACUCACGCUGAUAUCGUUGAUGUUGUUCGUGGUGGUCAGCUUCUGGACAUCUUCAUAAGACCCCACGACCGGAAUGCUCAUGUGUCUUUCCUACAUGGCACGGACGCAGCGGCCUUCCUUGAGCAUACCCGGCGCCAUGAUCUGUACAUCAGGCAGAAGAGAGUUGAUGUUCGAUGGGCUGAUCGACACUUCAAUUUGCCCGGUCAUGUUGCGAGCAAGCUCGGCACUGGUGCUACUCGCAAUCUCAUCAUUCGGCGAUGCGACCCGAAGCUCACUGAGGAGGAGAUCCGCGAUGACAUGGAGCACAUCCACAACUUGAUUGUCAUCGCUGUCAGUUUCCGUGGUGGAAGCUGCUACAUCAGCACGAACUCAGUGCACAAUGCCAUGUUUGCGCGGACCUGCAUGAUGAGUCGAUUCAAAUACAAGGGAUCUAGGAUCGAGUGGGGUGUCGAUGAGUGUGCGCAGCCCUUGCCAGCCGAACCUCAGCGAAUCCAGACUCAAGUACCCCCGAACAGACGCCCAAUGAAUCCUAUGGCCAACCGUUUCGAGCUUUUGAAGUUAGACAAGGCUGAGGAGGACGAGGAAAACAUUCGGCCGGAGUUUCACACCAGCUCCCGGCUGAAGAUUGUGGUUUGAUGAUGAAUAACGAAGUCCGGAUUCCGUACGAUUCCCAGCAGACUUGAGAUUGGGGGCGAAGUUUGACAGCCCCCUGGUAUAUAUGUUGGUCGUUCGAGCCUUUGAGUCUUUGUUUUGUUGGUAUUUUGGGGGAAAAGUCCGCAAUGUUUCUUGGCGGGAGGGCAGUAAGGAGUUCUAGAGAUACCCUACGCCUUGAGUGUGUUUGCCAUUUUAUUACAGGACGCGUUGUCCGCCAGUUUUCGAUUCCAUCUGUGAAGACGGAGUAGACCUCUGACCAAUUCACAGUAUGGUCGAUUCUUUAGCAUCAAUGAAAGCAUCGAUUAGCGAAGUA